CUCUUGCUACUGUCCUAAAAUAUAUUACUUGCAGCAAAAGGAAAACCACUACAACGGGUGCUCCCAUUUGUUAGUUCGGCAAUGGACGUCGAAUCUGGCUACGGAGCUCAGAGGGUGAAAGCCGAUGGGGUGCAAGCUUGUCAUUGGAACCGAGUUAAGGGCAUUCCUAAGACGGCCAAGGAUAAGGUUGUCGAGGUCGGAAGUAGCAUAAGGAAGCUAGGACAGGAUGACCCAAGACGAGUGAUCCACUCGCUCAAGGUCGGGUUGGCCCUCACCCUGGUCUCCCUCGUGUACUACAUCAGGCCUUUCUAUGACGGAUACGGUCUCUCGGGAAUGUGGGCUGUGCUGACUGUAGUUGUUGUCUUUGAAUUUACUGUUGGUGGAACCCUAAGCAGAGGAAUAAAUAGAGGAUGCGCGACUUUGCUAGCUGGAACUUUAGGAGUCGGGUCUCAACACUUGGCAUGUCUUUUUGGAAAGGAAGGAGAACCCAUCGUCCUCGGCAUCCUUGUUUUCUUUCUAGGUGCAGCAGCCACAUUCACACGAUUCUUCCCAAGGAUAAAGGCGAGGUAUGACUAUGGCGUCCUUAUAUUCAUACUGACGUACAGCAUGGUGGCUGUUUCGGGCUAUCGAGUGGAGGAUCUCCUGCUGCUUGCCCACCAGAGGCUAUCGACCGUUCUAAUUGGAGGAGCAAUAUGCAUAAUCGUGUCCAUUUUCGUGUGCCCAGUGUGGGCCGGUGAAGACCUCCACAAGCUCAUCGCUGGCAACAUCGACAAGCUCGCAGACUACCUAGAAGGGUUUGGAGGAGAAUAUUUUCAAUGUGAGGAUGAUGAAAUCAAGUCUAAGAGUGACAAGACAUGUCUUCAACGACAUAAGAGUAUCCUAACUUCGAAGAACACUGAAGAAACCUUGGCGAAUUUGGCGAGAUGGGAACCGUGUCAUGGCCGAUUCGGGUUCCGCCACCCAUGGAAGCAAUAUCUGAAGAUCGGGGCCCUCGCCCGACAAUGUGCCUAUCAGAUCGAAACCCUCAAUGGAUAUGUUUGCUCUGACAUCCAAGCGCCAGAAGCAUUCAAGAACGAACUUCAAGCUCCAUGCAUGAAGGUUAGUUCUGAAAUAAGCAAGGCUCUGAAGAUGUGCGCGUCUGCUAUCAAGCUAAUGACCGAUCCAUCCCCUGCAAUCUUCCACGUCGAGAGCUCGAAAUCUGCAGUUGAAGAGCUGAAGUCUGCUCUCAACGAGAUACCAGUCGAGGAUAGUAUGGACCUCCUUGAAAUCGUCCCAACUGCCACAGUGGCUUCGGUGCUGAUCUGCGUGGCCGAGUGUGUAGAAGAGAUCUCCGAGGCAGUCCUCGAGCUGUCGCACCUGGCCCACUUCAAGGAGGCUGAGAAAGCAACGGUUUCCCCAGAGAAUAAGCCAUCCCAGCUGCUCCACCGGGGAGUCGUGAACCCGGUGGUCGAUGGCGGAAACGGGACGGACUGCGUGGUGAUUGAGGUGCCCAAGCUGGCAGAUUGUUCUGCUGGGACGGCUGGUGGGAACCCUCGGGCACCGAAAUCCAACCCGAGCCCACCAUUGAAGUCGUAAAUAGUUUUCCAUGUUUUCCCGAACGUGUAAUGUUUUUUUAAUUUUGCACGUCCACCAUGUAUUUUGCGCUACCCGAUUUGUACCAAAGGGUGAUAUAUUUAAUUUUUGGGGGAUGAAAA
Messenger RNA from Punica granatum (pomegranate), 1694 nucleotides. Lineage: Eukaryota; Viridiplantae; Streptophyta; Magnoliopsida; Myrtales; Lythraceae. The record is from RefSeq and is a predicted model, not a curated record.